AUGGCCACUAGCCUUUAUGAUGAUUUGGAUGUACUUGACGGUGUUCCCCUCACCGACGCUGACAUUGGAGGUUCUUCUCCUUCAUCUGGCGCGCCGUUAGUUGGCCUCCGAGUGGCUGCAAACUGGAGUGCGUCUGAUGAAGAAUCUCCAAGCGUGUAUGGUCCUGGAGCGAGCACAACAAAUGCGCAAACGAGUCUGAAAUUUAUGCAAUCUCAUAUGGCAGCCAAGCGUGCUCAAGGCCGCCGCGAUGCACUCGGAGGCCAAAUCAGCUCCAAGCCUACUGUGGCUCCUGUUGUGGACUUGAAGCAGCGUACCGCAUCAGAUGGUGCCUUCAGAUUUAAUCAACACACCGGUCGCUUGGAACGUGCAAAUCUCCUCGCUUCUUGCCGCAGUCUCGGUGGAUACUCUUCUCCUGCCAUGUCCGCCGUGGGUUUAAUGUUUGGCGAGCCAAAUUUGCCUCUAGGAGUUUCUGAUGAGUACAAUCCGCUCCUACCAAACGAAUACGAAGAACUCGCACGAAUUAAGAGAGAAAGGAGACGGGCUGAGGAAUCAGCUAUAAAUGCUGCUGCGCACCGCAUCGAUGGCGAAGUGUCUGGAAUGUGCAGGCGCCCCGACCUCUCAGACGAAGAGGAGGACGAUGAUGACAUACUAACCGCGGCUUCUGGGCGACGUGCGCAAGUAGCCCGACCCCCAUACAAGGGUGCUGCGAUAGCACCACCUUCUUCUUUGGUGGAAGAUACGACAAUGGAAUCGAACGCUGAAAGUGCAAUGGAUACGGACGACAGCGACGCGGUCUCGGCAACCAGCAAGUUUGGAAUAAACGUUGUCGCGGCAAAAAUGAUGGCGCGGAUGGGCUACCGUGAAGGCCAGGGACUUGGACGAGAGAGUCAGGGUAUGUCGACUGCGCUGGUAGUGGAGAAGACCAGUCGUUUGGGAGGAAAGAUCAUCCACGAACGGGAUCAACAGCAGCGAUUGAGACAUUCACAGACUGCAAGACCAUUGCCAGUGUCGGAUGUGACGGCGGAAGAAACGUUCAACAAUUUGCCCCUGCCAGAAAAUCGAAGUUGCGUUAUUUUGUUACGCAAUAUGUGUGGUUCUGGUGAGGUAGACGACGAUUUGGAACCGGAAACGGCCGAGGAAUGUGCGAAAUAUGGCAAAGUGGUUACAUGCAUGAUUUUUGAGCUUCCGGAUGCUCCAGACGACGAAGCGGUACGCAUUUUCGUGGAGUUCGAUUCAGAGGAAUCAGCCACAAAAGCCGUGCUGGAUCUGAACGGACGCUUCUUCGCACGUCGUGUGGUAAAAGCCGGAUUUUAUGACGCCGAGAAAUUCCGCAAUCUUGAACUGGCCGAUGACCCUAUUUCAGCAUAA
This is a messenger RNA of Dicrocoelium dendriticum, 1368 nucleotides long. NCBI's taxonomy places the organism in Eukaryota, Metazoa, Platyhelminthes, Trematoda, Plagiorchiida, Dicrocoeliidae. The record is from the annotation of a GenBank genome assembly.